AUGGCCAAAUGGAUUUGGAGGCUGUACGCUGGGGAGCAAGGCCUCUGGGCGAAGAUCCUUAGGGCCAAGUAUCUAGGGGAGAGGGACCUCCUUGCAGAUAAGCACCGGCCUGGAUCUCAAUUUUGGAAUGCUAUCCAAAAGAUCAAACAUGUCUUCGGCAUGGGGGCCCGGCAUGCUAUCCACAAUGGUCGCGCUACUAGAUUCUGGGUGGACUGGUGGCAUGAGAAGGGCCCCCUCAAGGUCCUGUUCCCGGGUCUCUUUGCCAUUGCAUCGGAACCCCUUGCCACGGUGGCCACGCUCUUCCUGGGUAACCAGUGCAGGCUCACGUUCCGCCGUGAGCUGGGCUUUGGGGAGCGAGUGGAGCUGGCCAACGUCGCCCGGCUGGUGGAGACCAUCCACCUGUCGGAUCCACAUGACCGGAUUUCGUGGUCCUUGGAGCCAAAUGGGAAGUUCUCUGCUUGGAAGCUUCUGGCUAGGAGAGGAGACCGACAAGCGGUGGAGCUGGUGAUUGGCAGGAUCCGAGCUCUUCAUGCUUCUAUCAGAGAUAGUGUCUAG
Lolium perenne is the source of this 555-nucleotide messenger RNA. RefSeq lists its product as uncharacterized. The record is from RefSeq and is a predicted model, not a curated record. NCBI's taxonomy places the organism in Eukaryota, Viridiplantae, Streptophyta, Magnoliopsida, Poales, Poaceae.